Penicillium argentinense is the source of this 825-nucleotide messenger RNA. RefSeq names its product YggS family pyridoxal phosphate enzyme. Gene Ontology annotation, molecular function: pyridoxal phosphate binding. Gene Ontology annotation, cellular component: intracellular anatomical structure. The transcript has a single exon. Lineage: Eukaryota; Fungi; Ascomycota; Eurotiomycetes; Eurotiales; Aspergillaceae. The coding region runs from base 1 to 825 and encodes 274 amino acids. The record is from RefSeq and is a predicted model, not a curated record.
AUGACCGCAACCCCGGCACGAACAAGCACCCUCCUCGCCAACCUCGCUGCCGUAAGCGCCCGCGUGAGCACAGCAGCAUCCAGCACAAGCGCAACACCCAAACCCGUCCGGCUCGUCGCCGUCUCAAAACUAAAACCCGCCUCCGACAUCCUCGCCCUCCACCAACCCCCAGCAACACAAACCCACUUCGGCGAAAACUAUCUGCAAGAACUCCUUGAGAAAUCCCGCCUGCUCCCACCAACAAUCAAAUGGCACUUCAUCGGCGGACUGCAAUCAAAUAAAUGCGUCACGCUCGCGCGGGAUGUACGGGGUCUCUGGGCUGUUGAGAGUGUUGACUCUGAGAAGAAGGCGACGUUACUGAACAAGGGAUGGGGGGAGCGGAAACCUGACGACGAAGAGAGGGCUGCCCGCAAGGACGCUUCAGAUCCGGACGUAGAUCCGGAGGAUCGAUUACGCGUUUACGUGCAAGUCAAUACAUCCGGUGAGGAAAACAAAGCCGGCAUCGAGCCUGCUUCGGCACCGGGGUUGGCGCGGCAUAUUCGGGAGAAGUGCCCGCGACUCAAGUUGCAGGGUGUUAUGACCAUCGGGGCGAUUGCGCGGUCGAAGGCUACGACGGUGGAGAAUGAAAAUGAGGACUUUGUUCGGCUGAGGGAGGUGAGGGAUGCUAUUGUUUCUGAAAUAGGGUUGCAGGGUGAAGAGUUGGAGCUUAGUAUGGGGAUGAGUCAGGAUUUUGAGGGGGCUAUCUCGUUAGGUUCUGACCAGGUUCGGGUGGGUACUACGAUCUUUGGGGAUAGGCCGCCUAAGAAUGAGGCGAGGGUUAUUUAG